AUGGAGCGAGACGAAGUUACCUGGGACAUCAUCAGCAAGCAGUCCUGUAGCUUCCAAGGGACGAUAAAUACACAAAACUUAUGUAGCAAUGUGUACAACCUUACCGGAAGCUAUUCGCAGCCGGCUUGUCCGUUCGCAAACAGUCAGUACGCGAUAGUGCGGGAAGAAAAUGGUGUCAUAUUCCUGUAUAUCGUGACAACCGAACGUAACCCAUUUCCGGUUAAGCAUUGCAAGAAGGUGAAGCUUUCGAACAAUUACGAUAAGGCUCUUUACCAGAUUAAGAAAAAUCUACUGUACUGGGAACGUUGGGUACAAAAGAAAUGCAAGCAGCGGUUUAGGAAGACAAGGCAGAACUUAGUCCGCAUGCGUAGCCUACUGUUGCAUCGACAGAAGAAGCUGAUACCUUUGUCUACGAAGGUCGUGCGCCGGAAGCGGUUGACGAUGGGUAUGCACCAUGAAGCUCACAGCUAUCCGCAGACUUUAAUCCUUGGAGUCUUUGUUACAGAAGAGCUAAAGGAGGCCAGCCAGACGAAUGAAAUGGAGCAGGAUCGGGGAAUAUGUGAGGAUGUUGUGGAAAGCUACGAUUCAGACACUGGAAGUGAAUCGGAAGAGCCAGUACGGAAUGAGGUGGACAGCGAAUUGAAAUCAAACGGCAAACACCCCAAACCGGACAUCGAGGAGUUUGGACCGACCAUGACCCAUGGCAUGACGAAAUGCGUAUCGGAAAAUGACGAUUGUACUUCCGCUGGUUCUACUAAGAAGUGUGAUACUUCAGGCAACAGUCGCAAACUCGACAUUGAGGAUGAGAGUGCGUUAGUUGUGAAAGAGUUAGAAGAGGACAGCGAGACAAAUGGAAUGGAACAGGAACAGGAAACAUCUGAGGAGCUUGUUGAGAAUUACGAUUCAGACACUGGAAGUGAAUCGAGAUUGACUUUAACAAUUACAUUACGCAUGGACAUCGAGGAUUAUGUAUCGAACAUGUCCAUCAACGAGGCUUAA
Molecule: messenger RNA, 999 nt
Organism: Anopheles marshallii
Lineage: Eukaryota; Metazoa; Arthropoda; Insecta; Diptera; Culicidae
Product: protein MAK16 homolog
Exons: 1
Coding region: 1-999 (332 amino acids)
Biological process (GO): maturation of LSU-rRNA; maturation of 5.8S rRNA
Cellular component (GO): nucleolus; preribosome, large subunit precursor
Source: RefSeq, a predicted model, not a curated record